UACGUCACAGCAGGGCCGUACCAUUCGGAAGAUUCCGGGGUUUCGUACGCGAGUUCUUAUGUUUUGCAGCAACUACACUUAUUUGAUUGUUGAAACCAAGUGAUCAGACUCGUCGUUUUGACAUAAUUGAGAUCAAUGAAUAUAUAAUAAUUCCUAUAUACAUACCUCGCACAAGGCCCAGUUUGGCGUUGUUGCUAUGGUGACCAGAUGACGCUGCGAAACCUCAAACACUCAGUGCGCGUGUUGUUGGUUUGCUGGAAUAAUGAAUUAAUCUGUAGACUACACUUUCGACCCCCCAAAGUUUAAUAUUAUUUAUCUGAAUCAGCUUUUGUUUGAUCGUUAAUGUAUUUGACAGUGGACGCAAUUCUCACAGAAUAUGUGUUUGUUUAAUGGUAUUAUGGGUCGUUAAAAGGGAUUUCGCUUUUGUUGACAACAAUGGCUUUUUAUGACGUUUACUCCCACCCCGCUUUAAUAAGACACAGAACAUCUGUUUGCACGAGAGCAACACUGUUUCUCUGUCUGUUAUUAUGCCUCACGUAUAUUUAAUCUCUUCUGGUGGCUUACAGAAGUCAAGGCUUCUGGCUGAAGAGGAGCACAUAUGAAGAACAACCGGUCAUUCAGUUCCAGUAUGACAUGAUUGUGAUCGGAGCCACAGACACAGCAGGCAGUUAUAUAGCAUGGAGCACAUUUCCCAAUUUUAAUCGAUUGAUCGGAAAUAGUUUACGCAUCCCAUCUGUCUCUGUCCAGGAGGAGGACAGAAACCAGGAUGGGAAAUCUGACUUCCUCGUGCUCCAGAUCAACAUCCCACUCAAGCCAGAAGAACAGAUGUUUGGCGUUCAGCUCCUCCUUACCUUCUCAUACCAGCUGUUUCGAAUGUAUACGGUUGUGAUGCAGACGCUUGCCUUUGUGCAGCAUUCCUCGCCUGUCCCAGGAUCUCAGCUCUUCAUCUGUGGAGACCUGAAGUUAAACCAGCGAACUCCUCUUCCACACCGAGGCUUACAUAGUACCUACAAUGUAUCAGUGAUCAAUGGAUCCAGUCCGUUUGCGAGUACAUAUGACCUGACCAACAUCAUUAGACUCUACCAGCAGAGAAACCUGACGACUCAUCUCUCCGGAGUCAUUCCCGUCUGGACGCUGGGCAGAGCUGUAAAAUCUCCAUUCCAGAUCAGCGCACAGAUCAACUAUCCAGAAGAAACUAUUACCUAUCGGCCGGGCUUUUGCGAAACCAUCAAGUUUGCCUGGAUUCAGUAUGUCAGCGUCCUGCUCAUCUUUCUUUGGGUUUUCCAGCACAUUCAAACAUUUGUCUUUCAAAACCAGGUUUUACCAGCCACCGCAGUAGCGCCAUUUAAACAACACAGCUCCUGACAUCUUUUGUGUGCUUUUAUUUAUAUUAAUUAUGCAGUUAUGAGGACCUUCAUUUGUUUUUGAGGACUUGUGUUUGCUAAAGUUUUCCUAUAUACAAACUGUAGCUCUCUUUGUUUAGUUCAAGUGCAUUCAUAAGAAACUCCCACCAGGAUGCGUGUGGAAUCACUGGUUUUACUGGUUUUAAAGUACUUCAUGUUUCACCAAAUGUGAUAAACAUCAUCUGGAAGAUUAUUUUCAGUAAAAAGAAAACACAUGGAAUACCUGUCAAUAAAAUGGUGUUAAACUAAUGUUGACUCAAACCAAACAGAAGCACAUCAUAUGUUUCCCAGGAAACACACGUACUUAUCUUGUCUUGGUUGGUUCUCACCAAUGAGAUCAAGCAAAUCUGGCACCAUGGACAGCAGUGUUUUCUUGUUUCAUUCGUCCAUAAUGUACCACAUGUAGCGCUUUAUGAAUCUGUGAAUUUAUAGUUAUAUCUAUCAUAGAUUUAGUUGGUGUAUAUUCACUCUUUAGGAAACUCAGAUAUAGCUAUGUUAGUUGGAAAACAAUGUGUGUCUUGUGUAGUGUACAGAAUUGUAGUUUUUUUUAAGUAAACAUAGGUGCAUCACACCUGUGCACGUUUAAAUGAGCUUUGUAUUAUUCCUUACACAAUGGAGUAGUGGCAGUGCUGUAUAAAGUACUCAAGACAGCCAUACUCAAAUAAAAUAAGUAUAAUUCUCAAACCAGAAAAUAACUUUGGUAAAAGUUGAAGUCACUGUUUCUAAUAUUACCUGAAUAAAAGUCUUAAAGUAUGUGA
This is a messenger RNA of Carassius gibelio (silver crucian carp), 2161 nucleotides long. RefSeq names its product transmembrane protein 231 (gene tmem231). NCBI's taxonomy places the organism in Eukaryota, Metazoa, Chordata, Actinopteri, Cypriniformes, Cyprinidae. The transcript has 7 exons. Gene Ontology annotation, cellular component: ciliary membrane; ciliary transition zone. Gene Ontology annotation, biological process: cilium assembly; regulation of protein localization. The record is from RefSeq and is a predicted model, not a curated record.